AUGUCGACACAGUCGAACUGGUCUGUAGACGAGUCCCGUACAGACGGACUCGGUCUCGAAGACAGCCCAGCGGAUUGGAACUUCGUGUGGCUCUUCUCCUCGACAGUCGUCCUCAGCCGCACAGUCCCUUAUCACGACCCCAAAACAACAACAAAGCAACAACAACAACAACAACAACAACAACAACAACAGUAUUGGAAUGGGUUGACUUCGUUUUCGAAACUUGGUUGGAAGCACUUUGUCCCAACUCCUCUACUGUAG
This is a messenger RNA of Protopolystoma xenopodis, 261 nucleotides long. The record is from the annotation of a GenBank genome assembly. NCBI's taxonomy places the organism in Eukaryota, Metazoa, Platyhelminthes, Monogenea, Polystomatidea, Polystomatidae.